AUGUUCAAGAAAAAAUCAGUAAUUUUAAUUCUUUUCAUUUUCGUUACUCUCGUUUAUUCACUUCCAAAUCCUAAUAAACCUCAAAAUGGAGGAGGUCAAGUUGGAGAAAUUGCUAUAGUAGAUUUUCUUGGACUACCUGAUGAAGAAGCUUUAGGACGGGCUGUAUUUACUCAAAUUACUCAAGAUACUUGCAGGGCUACUAUGCAAUGGAAUGAAGGAUUUACUUCAGGCAAUCCUGAUGAUUAUAAGUUCAAUCUAGAUCACAUUGAUAUUACCUCCGAUAUACGCCCACACUUAUUGAUUAAUCCUCCUGGUACUGCACCAAUUGAAAUAGAGUUUAGUACCUUUACUUGUUUAUCUCUUGUUGGUAGAAGAUUUAAAAUCAAACGUAAAAAUGAAACGAUUG
This is a messenger RNA of Cetraspora pellucida, 406 nucleotides long. Lineage: Eukaryota; Fungi; Glomeromycota; Glomeromycetes; Diversisporales; Gigasporaceae. The record is from the annotation of a GenBank genome assembly.